Messenger RNA from Aplysia californica (California sea hare), 599 nucleotides. Its product is annotated as isochorismatase domain-containing protein 2. Lineage: Eukaryota; Metazoa; Mollusca; Gastropoda; Aplysiida; Aplysiidae. The record is from RefSeq and is a predicted model, not a curated record. Gene Ontology annotation, cellular component: cytoplasm. The transcript is spliced from 3 exons. The annotation marks the transcript as partial.
UCAGGCCUUGGCCCGGUUGUAUCGGAACUGGACCUGAGAGGACACAAAGUCUUCCCCAAGACUUUCUUCUCCAUGCUCAUUCCUGAAGUGCGUGCUGAGCUGGACAAACACAAAGAUGUAAAGUCCAUCAUUAUAUGUGGGAUAGAGGCACACGCUUGUGUACAGGCCACGGUGCUGGAACUGCUGGAGAGAGAUUAUGACGUUCAUGUUGUCGUUGACGCGUGCUCAAGUCGCAAUCUUGUUGACCGCAUGUAUGCAUUUCAAAGAAUGCGAGAAGUCGGGGCCCACCUGACCACGAGUGAGAGCGUGUUGCUCGCUCUGGUCCAAGACGCUGCUCACCCAAAGUUCAAACAGAUGCAGAAAGUGUUCUGGGACCCGGCCCCGGACAGUGGUCUGCUGAGUGGGUUACCUCAAGAUGGGACUGCGGCCGCAUAGACAGGCGUGGUACAAGGGGAGUCAAACUCAAUUAAUUUGUACCGGUAGCUGACAACAAAUAAGUAUGAAGUCGACAACAAAUUAAUUUGUCAUAAGCUGGAAUAUGGUCGCUUUUAAAGACAAGCGGGCUAACCCAGAUUUCAGGGUUUCCAAAAAUCUUGACC